GAGAACUCUUUCCACAGGAGGCAUUUUAGGCUAGAGUACAUUGGUGCACACGUCAUUCUCAAGCUACUAGUCCACCGGGUAGCUCUACGGCGGAUAGGUGUUUUUUGGUGCAAUUACGAAGCUCAAAUGUUUCCAUUAAGCAACAAUGGCAAUGACCCCAUGUCCUACAAUGACCAACAAGCUUAUAGCAUGCCCUUUUUCAGUGAUAUCAUUUCCAAUUCCAAACAAUAUGUGCCUCCUCCUUUAUCUUUUUGCCACUUGCCCUCUCCUUUUUUUGCUUAUGAUCAGCUAGAAUUAGAAGACCAUUCUAUUUUUCUCCAGCAAAACUAUGACCUUUUACUUCACCAGCAACCCUUGAGAACUGCGGCUACCAGUACUACUCCCUCUCAGAGUACUGUUGUUAAUAACAUGGUGGAUUACAACAAAAAUGACGUUAUUGAGAUAACGGAAAUCUGCAACAAGCAAUCCAACAGCAGCAAUGAUCAGAUCCCAAGAAAGAGAUCUUCUAAGAAAGAUCGACACAGCAAGAUUAACACGGCUCAAGGACCAAGAGAUCGGAGGAUGAGAUUGUCGCUCAAGGUUGCCAGAGAGUUCUUUGAUCUGCAAGACAAGCUACGCUUUGAUAAAGCAAGCAAGACUGUAGAGUGGUUACUCACACAGGCAAGAACUGAAAUCAAGAAACUAUCUAGUGGCUUCCCCGUUAUGAAUUAUAGCUGCAGUGUUGGCACCAAGAGUGCAUCUUCUACUUCUGAGUGUGAAGUGCUGUCCGAAAUCCAUAUUGACUCUACCCUUAAAGUGAGAAGUGUUUCUAAGGGUAAAUCCUCACUAUGCGUCAAGAAAGAGAGGAGGACUAGUAGAGCUUCAUCAUCACGUAAAGCUCCAUUAAACCCUUUUGCAAAGGAAUCAAGGGAGAGGGCAAGGGAGAGGGCAAGGGAGAGAACGAAAGAAAAGUUGCGGAGUCGAAGUCGAAGCCUCAAUGAAUCGAAGCUUUGUGAAUUAGAAGCAGUGAACGAUGAAUUCAAUCAAUUCGCAGGUUGUUGGAGUCCAUUCGAAACAGAUGAUCAAGAAUCUGGUACUCGCAAUAUCAAUCCUUCCUUAGAAGUCCAAAUGGCUGAAGCUGAAGUGCCAUUCUAUCAAGAGCAAGAGCAAUUAGAUACUCGUGAGGGGAUGAUUGAUGAAACCUUGGCGAAUAUGGGCAAGUGGAGUCCCUCUCUUCCCACCCAUCUGCACAAAAAUGGAAUUCCUCAAGAGAAUCAAUUCACAGACUUUCAAUAUCCUUUGUACAAAACAUGGGAUCAUGAGGCCUACAACAUUGACGGUAUGUGCUAGCAUGGAUAUUCAUCUUUCUCACCCUUGAUGUGUCAAGUGGACAAAGAUUUGAAGAAUACUAUGUAUGGCUUGUCUAUCUGUUUGGAGUGUAACAUAAAAGUUGUAUCUUUUCAUCAUGAGAUUUUCUUGUGAAGUGUUUUUUCAAUGAUUGUUAACUAGUUAAUUUUAAUUUUUUUUAAUGAAAUCAAGUGUUGUGUGUUUCUUU
Molecule: messenger RNA, 1534 nt
Organism: Populus euphratica (Euphrates poplar)
Lineage: Eukaryota; Viridiplantae; Streptophyta; Magnoliopsida; Malpighiales; Salicaceae
Product: transcription factor TCP12-like
Exons: 2
Coding region: 127-1329 (400 amino acids)
Biological process (GO): regulation of secondary shoot formation
Cellular component (GO): nucleus
Molecular function (GO): DNA-binding transcription factor activity; sequence-specific DNA binding
Source: RefSeq, a predicted model, not a curated record